AUGGAGUGUGGAAAAUUGAAGCUCGGUGAUGGGGGAGGCGAAUGGGGGAUAAACCUCUUUCUCAUUGUGUCUGGGCAAACGGGCUCGCGGUUUGGGUCUGACCUAGGGUUCAGGUGGGCUGAGCCUUUGUGGUUCGGGGCGUUUUGUCUUGUAGCGACGCACGCCGUUCGAUUGAGCGCGAUGCGGAUCGAUGACGUGGACAAAAUGGACGGUUCAGAUUGGGGGUUUCUGUGUUUGUUUUCGAGAAGGGUGUAG
This is a messenger RNA of Sphenostylis stenocarpa, 255 nucleotides long. NCBI's taxonomy places the organism in Eukaryota, Viridiplantae, Streptophyta, Magnoliopsida, Fabales, Fabaceae. The record is from the annotation of a GenBank genome assembly.